AUGGAUUUUAAGACGCUCAAAAACAAAGGCAAGCUCAUUCUGAAAAAGCGAGACAAGCUGACCGAAGACGUGGUUAAUCGUUAUACAUAUGAGGAAGCUCAACUUCAGUUAAACCUACUGGAAGAUGCUUUCAGGAAGUACAACGAAGCCUACGAUUUGAAAGUAGUGGAAGCCAACGACGAGGAGAUCGACAAGCUUAUAGAGGAUUUAGAAACGGUCAGUGACUACUAUAUUAAAGCUAAGGGUAAAUUAACACGUCGGUUACAUGAACGGACAGCUACGACAAGCGUGUCUGAAAAAAGUGAAAACUCGAAUAAUACACUUAGACUGCCACCGAUCAAUAUACCCACGUUCGAAGGGGAUCUCGAUGAUUGGUAUCCAUUUAAAGAUCAAUUUAUCUCUAUCAUUCAUUCUAACACCUCUAUCGACAACACACGUAAAAUGUACUACCUCAAGUCGAGCUUGAAAGGUUCAGCAGCUCAAAUCAUUGAAUCGAUGGCAACUAGCCAUGUUCAACAACUACUGACACAAACCGUUCAUCAAACGGAAACCACCGUGGGUCUAAAGUCAUUACUUGACGGCACAAACAAACAUUUAAGAGCACUCUCAGUACUACAUCAACCGGUAGACAAGUGGGAUGCUAUCAUCAUCGACAUCGUUGCGACACGUUUGCCAACAGAGGUAAGAAGAUGUUGGGAAGUCGAGUCUGCGUCUUAUCCUGAAAUACCUACAUGGACAAAACUUAAGAGAUUUAUCGAGAAUCGAUUACAAGCCUUGAAUAUGUUACAAUACAAACCAAGCACUGUAAGUAAUGUUAUCAAUGCUGGUAAAACAAAACAGUUCGUUAGAACUACAGCACAUUUGGCGACUGAUAGUCAAAUCAACAAUCAGUGUUCAAUAUGUACACAGAACCACAUCAUUUACAAGUGCAAUACGUUUAUGAAAUCAAAACCCAGUGAACGAUUGAAUUUAGCAAAAAAGGCAAAAAUAUGUUUUAAUUGUUUGCGCUCAACACAUGGUGCAAAUCAAUGCACAAAUGAAAAGACUUGUAAAAACUGUGGUCUAAAACACCAUACACUAUUACAUCUGGACAUAAAAAAGGUCAAUACACCAGAGGGAGCGGCAUACCCCACCACAUCUCAGAACGUCAUAUUAUCAACAGUAUUAGUACAUGUGAGUGGCAAGAAUGGCCGAACAGUGUUAUGCCGAGCACUACUAGAUUCUGGAUCACAAUCACAUUUUGUCACAUCGUCUUUGAUAACAGAACUAGGUAUUAACAGAACAAAAACACGUGUGAUCGUCAACGGUAUCUCUUCAGCAGAGACAACUGUUACCGAGAUGGCCGAAUGCACAGUGACGUCACGCUUAAAUCACAAACAGUAUCAAAUUACUGGCUUGGUAACACCACGUAUUACUGUUAACUUACCUGUCGAAAAACUGGACAUAUCAAACUGGCAUCACUUACAAGGCAUAAAAUUGGCCGACCCCACGUUUGAUUUACCAGGAAAAAUUAACAUGCUCAUAGGAGCUGGAUUCUUUUAUGACAUUCUACAAGAUGGCAAACAUGUUGGACCAAAAGGUACUCCUAUAUUACAGAAUUCAAGGUUUGGUUGGAUCGUGGCGGGUUACAGUAACAACAUAAUUAUUAUUAUUUCGUAUGGCUUAGGUAUAACAUUCACGGUUUAA
Acyrthosiphon pisum (pea aphid) is the source of this 1686-nucleotide messenger RNA. RefSeq lists its product as uncharacterized. The record is from RefSeq and is a predicted model, not a curated record. The coding region runs from base 1 to 1686 and encodes 561 amino acids. The transcript is spliced from 3 exons. NCBI's taxonomy places the organism in Eukaryota, Metazoa, Arthropoda, Insecta, Hemiptera, Aphididae.